This is a messenger RNA of Stylophora pistillata, 1185 nucleotides long. RefSeq lists its product as uncharacterized. The record is from RefSeq and is a predicted model, not a curated record. Lineage: Eukaryota; Metazoa; Cnidaria; Anthozoa; Scleractinia; Pocilloporidae.
GCUUCAACAUCAACGCCACCAGCACCAUCAUCAACGGCACCACCUCCAGAAUCACCAUUAGCAUCAUUAUCACCAACACUAGUGGCAUUAGAGUCAUUGCAAUCAGAACAAGAAUCGCAAUUGAUAUCAGCUUCAGCAUCAACCCAAUCAACACCGCAACCAUCAGUGACAAAAUCAACAUCAUCAUUGUCAUUGACACCACCAGCAUCACCAAUCCAGUCAACACAAUCUUCAACUGUAAGAUUACCUUCCUCGUCAAUGGUAUCAUCAGGUUUAAUUAAACAAACUGUAUCUACGACAACAAAACCAACAACUAUGAUGGUGUCUACGUCGUCGACGUCGCAACCACCUACUACACCGUCAAAAGAGAGCUCCCAAAAAUUCGAAGGAAUUGGCAAAGUGGAGGAACCUUGGGAAAGCAGAUAUGGAGAUAACAAAUCGAAUAAGUACAAAGAACUUAAGGGCAAGCUGGAAAAACAUUUAAGAGGAAUUCUCGAAGAGAAAUACGAACAAAAUUUACUUUAUAUUGAGGUGAAAAACUUCCGGAAGGGAAGCAUAAUUUUCGACUUUACAGUUUUCCUUACGUCUACGACGGAUGUUGAUGCCAACAGCCUGAAGGAGGCAAUAGAGAAAGGUGAAGGGGGCUCAGAAAACUUCACUAUAUCCGUCGAAACUGUAAAGCAGGUGGCUGGUCCCACACAAACUAUAACGUGUCCAACAUGUCCUGAGCCCGGAUCAUGCAUGCCGUGGAUUAUGGUUGUGAUCGCACUUGGAAUUAUAAUUCUGCUUUUGCUUGCUUUGUUGCUGUUUUUUAUCCUUCAAAACAGAAGAUCGAAAAACAGUUCAAAGAAGUGGAAUACAUCAGAUCGGCAAAAUUACAACGAUUCUUUUGCGCAGCCCCGUAUGUACAGCUUUGUCUCCGCAGAUAUGUACCCACUAACUGGCACACCAAGGGUUGCGAGAAAAACAAGUAGUCUUGGUUUAACGGUGAGUUACCUAUUUUCACAAUUGCCAGUCCUUAUUAAAUUAACUAUUUUACUGUUUGCGCAACCUAAAGAAUUUAGUCGUAUGAUUAACUUCCCCUUUCGGGAUCUGAUUUAAUCUUCUCUUUUUCUGAGCACUCUACUCGCUCCAUCUUGGUCUUUCUCAUCACCUGCUUAGUGAAUUUCUAUUUACUCUUGAUAC